CUCAUCAGGAGAAAAUCUAAAGGCCCGCUAUCCUGAUGAGAAAAUCGUUAAGGCGAACGGCGUUGCAUGGAGAAUCUAAAGGCCCGCUAUCCUGAUGAGAAUGUCGUUAAGGCUGGAGGGAAACUUCCUUACGACGCCCUAAUAGGCCAUUCGGAUGAUCCCAAUACCAAGUUUUUCGAAUUCAAAUCCACCAUCAACCCUCAAUUUGAAUUCAAGUUUACCCCCAAGCAGCAGGCUUUUUUUGGUAAAUGCAAGAACGGCAGUGUUGUCUUCUUGAUGAUGGAUUGUCUGAAGGCUAAGGAGGGCCCUGGCGAGGACUGUUACUUCAAUUUUCCAAACCCAGCCCAAGUCAAGGUAGCUGAAGGAUUCGUGCCUGAUGAUGAGAUAAGAAAGUGGAAUUAUAAGGAGGGUAGCAUUCCGAUUUGGGUAUAUUUACGGAGGCUGGCAUGUCGACGAAAUGUAUUGGGAAGUUUAUCAGGAGCUAGUGGAUCGCAAAGGGAAGCUAUGGCUGCCAACAAUGGCACGAAGAUGAGAAACCAUUUUGACAGGUAAAUUUGCUGGUAGGUUUUUGAAGGUUGACAGUGCUUAUAUUGUUUGAUUUGGUUGUUAAGUGUUUCAGACAUCUGCAAUUUGUUGGUUCUUAUCCAAUUCUUAGUGUUAAUUGUCCUACUGUUUGGAAGAUGUAAGAUUGUUCACACCAAGCUAGAUCAGGGUUUUAGGGGAUUGCAUGUUGCGGGUUUGCCUGUUAAAGAUGACUUCGUUUAGGUGGUUGUCAAAGCUCUUGACUCUAGUGCCUUGUUUGUUUUUCUUAUGUUGAGCAGUGAGUUCGACUUUUAUUGCAGUGUUGGUAGUUUUCCUAGUGGCGAAAGACAAACUGUAUUUCCAUCUAGUAAUUUUGCUGGGGACUUCUGUUAAUGGCAUCCUUGAGAAUAGACACCACCUCUUUUGCUUGUUACUUAACUUAUGUGUUUUCUGUUCUCCCUUCUGCAAUCGAGACUUUUGAUCGAUACUCCUUUGGUUUCUCCUUGUGAUAUUCAGGGGCUUAGUUUUGGUUUGUUUAUUUAUUAAGGGUUUCCCCCCUUUCUUUAUCAUGAAUCCCUUAGUGCAUAAUACUGAUUACAACUAUUCCACUUGUGAUAUUCAGGGGUUUGAGUACCGAACGAGGAUCAAGCAAGUUAUUAAACAAAGCUUUAUGGAGGCAGAAGACUUUUUUGUGCCAGAAGAUUUGUUAUUAAGUCAAAGCUUUAUGUUACAUGUGCAGGAUCGAAGCGUACAUUGCUUUCGUAUAAGUGACAGGUUAAUGAAUCUGGGAUAUUUGA
Molecule: messenger RNA, 1319 nt
Organism: Linum trigynum
Lineage: Eukaryota; Viridiplantae; Streptophyta; Magnoliopsida; Malpighiales; Linaceae
Source: the annotation of a GenBank genome assembly